Messenger RNA from Diorhabda sublineata, 1216 nucleotides. RefSeq names its product arrestin domain-containing protein 3-like. The record is from RefSeq and is a predicted model, not a curated record. Gene Ontology annotation, cellular component: cytoplasm. The transcript has 8 exons. Bases 137 to 1102 code for a protein of 321 amino acids. Gene Ontology annotation, biological process: protein transport. Lineage: Eukaryota; Metazoa; Arthropoda; Insecta; Coleoptera; Chrysomelidae.
AUUCUCUAGUUUCCUUUUUAUGGUGUACAGACCACAGUCUAUGUAUUCUAGUUGAAUUUAAAGUUAAUUGAACUGUGUGCUAUUAAGUAUUGAUUAAUUUGAUGCAAAUGAAGCGAAGAAGUACUACAAAGUUAAUAUGAGCUGCAAAAUCUUAUUGGAUACACCAGGCAUAAUGAGUCCGGGAAGUACGAUGUACGGUAGAGUUGUUUGUACAUUCAUAUCUAAUUUGAAUAUUAGAGAAAUCCGCUGCAAAUUAAAAGGAACAGAGGAUACGAGAAUAAGACGGGGAAAAAAUACUUACAUUGGCGAAAAUGAGUUUCUCAAUUUGAAAUUGAGACUUCUUGGUGAAAGUAACCUACAAUCUGGUGUCUACGAAUAUCCAUUUUACUUUCCACUUCCGCAGGAUAUUCCCAGUUCCUUUCAAGGUGAAUUCGGAAGUAUUAGUUACAGUAUUAAGGCUGUAGUUGAUAUACCUUUUUCGUUCGAUUAUAAAGAUAAAUUGACGUUCGUGGUUACGGCACUUACAGAUUUUAAUAAAAUUCGACAAAAUAUUCGAUUAACACCGAUUACCUAUCAAAACGAAAAAAAUCUUUGUUGUUGGUGUUGCGCCAGUGAACCGAUAACUAUAAACCUAUCUUUGAAAAAAAAUGCAUUCGUUCUAGGAGAAUUGGCAAAAGUUACAGUGGAAGUUACAAACUUAUCAAAUAAGAAUGUUGAAGAACUAGUCCUUACCUUGAUAAGAUUAACUUAUUAUCAAAGUGAAGCAGAUGGAAUGAUAUAUACUAAAACCCAAGAGUUACUAGGAUUCCAAACAGCCACUGGAGUUGGUGCACAUGGCCAGAGAACGUACCUAUUGAAUUUCCAGAUGCCUCAUUCGAUUUUGUUGUAUAACUUAGCUUCAUGUCAAUUAAUUAGACAAUUUUUCACUCUUCGUGCUGAGGCAGUUUUACCAAUUUGGCAUAAAAGCUUAACAGUAGAAACAGAUAUAAAAUUGGGUCAUAUUCCGUUAAGAGAGGAUGAAAGUGUUGAAACAACAACUCUGGGGGUAAUAGAAAAUGUGGAUAUGUCAUCAGUACCUCCAAGAUAUAGUGCAUUAUUCUAGUUAAAUAAAAAUUAUAAACCAGCUUUUGUCAUGAUUUUGUGUGGUAGAAACAAGAAUGUAUGGGAAUUAUUUGUAAUGAAAUAUUCAUUAUUUAAUAUAAUUUCGAUUUCUUUC